Messenger RNA from Nematolebias whitei (Rio pearlfish), 4064 nucleotides. RefSeq names its product RAB11 family interacting protein 1 (class I) a (gene rab11fip1a). The transcript is spliced from 6 exons. Gene Ontology annotation, molecular function: small GTPase binding. Gene Ontology annotation, cellular component: intracellular membrane-bounded organelle. The coding region runs from base 320 to 3853 and encodes 1177 amino acids. The record is from RefSeq and is a predicted model, not a curated record. NCBI's taxonomy places the organism in Eukaryota, Metazoa, Chordata, Actinopteri, Cyprinodontiformes, Rivulidae. Gene Ontology annotation, biological process: regulated exocytosis.
UAAAACUCCAGGAAGGCGCAACAACAGGGCAGUUGUGUUAAAGCUUCUUGAUAAGAAUUAUCACACUGUAGUCAUGUCCUGGGCGGACUACCAAGGCUAGCACUUUUAUUGUUAUUUAACCGUUUUUUUUAACUAAACCCGAGUUAUUUAAGGGGGUUAAAGGGUAAUUUGACGUUAAAGUGAGCUUCCUUGAACGCUGGUUAAGCAAGCCGAGGACGCCGAAGGUGGAAAACAUCGUCAAGGAAAGGUUGACAUCACAACCAUCGUUAACAGGGCAGCUCGGAUCAACUUUUCUGGUUACUCUUUACGGACUUGGACGAUGUCUCUGCUCGACCAGAGCCAGCAGUCGUUCCCGACGAGUGCCCUGGUCACGGUGCAUCAGGCUCGGAACCUGCGGGUCAAGGGCAAGAAUGGCACCAACGACGCCUACGCCAUCAUCCAGGUGGCCAAAGACAAGUUUUCUACGUGCGUGGCCGAGAAAAGCGUGGCCCCGGUGUGGAAGGAGGAGGCUUCGUUCGACCUGCCGCUCUUCCACCCGGGGAACGCCGAGCGGUGCACGCUGUACGUCAUCGUCAUGCACCGGGCCCAGGUGGGCCUGGACAAGUUCCUGGGCCAGGCUGUGGUGAACCUGGUGGAGCUGUACGACAACAAGUCCCGCAAGAAAACCGACUGGUUCAGGCUGGUGAACAAGGAUAAAAAGGAGGACAAGGUGCGAGGAGAAGUGCUGUUAGAUAUCCAGUUUAAGAGAAACAACAUGUCCGCCAGCAUGUUUGACAUUUCUGCGCAGGACAAACCUCGCUCUGGCAUCUCGAAACUGAAGGACAAAGUCCGUGGAAAGAAAAAGAACGGCUUGUCCGACUCUGCUUCGGCUAUCGUUCCCUCUGUGAACCAGGUCCUCACUGACAGCGAGGGAGAAGCUGAGACACAGUCACUCAGUCAGUCUCCACAAGGAAAGAAGAAAUCUAAAAUCAAAACCCUCUUUGGCCCUAAAUCAAACUUGCAUCGGAACAUCUCGCAGUCGAUGUCUACACUUGGGUCACUGCCUGAAAAGAAUUCAUCUCUCAGCAGCAGCCGCUCCUCUGGCCUCAAUGUUGAUUCUCCUGAAGGAAAAAAGAAAUUCAAAUUACUGGGACACAAGCGAACUGGCAGCUCUGACAGCAAGGUGUCUCUGGGUGCUUUCUCCUUACUGGGCCGCUCCAAGCAGGCCACCAGUGACCACAACAACCUGUGCAUCAAUGGCAACCAUGUCUACGCCGAGGAGGCAGAAGCUAAGAGUGGAUCUACACUCAGUCUAAAUAGCUCUGGCCAAGGCUCUAUGGAGGAUGUCCGCAAACACACUUCUGAUCCCUUUGCAGAUUCCACCAAAAGUUCAUCUGCCCCAUUUUAUAGACAUGAAUCAGAUAAAGAAAUGGAGCAACAGCACCAUCAAGAGGAGGAGAUGAGAAGGCUGGCUGAGGAGAAGCGCAUCGCAGAGGCAAAAAGGCUGGAGGAAGAGGAGAAAUACCGGGCCGAGGCCAAGAGGCUGCAGGAGGAAGAGCAGAUCAGACAACAAGAGGAACAGGAGAGAAGACGAAGAGUCAUAGAAGAUGAAGCAAGAAAGAAGAAACAGAAGGAGGAGGAAGAAGAAAAGAGAAAACAAGAAGAGGAGCGCAGGAUGCUAGAAGCAGCCGAAAACCAGAGGCUUGAGGAGGAACGUCGAAGAGCUGAGGAGCAGAAACGUCAGGAGGAGUCCUCCAUGAGUGAUAGAUUGUCUUCUCUGUUUGGGAUGAUCAGAGGGAAGGAGGAGAAGAAGGAGGAGGUACAGCCACAAACUAAAGAGGAGCAGCUUCCCACCCCAGCCCCUCUCACAGUGUCAAAAGGUCAUGAUCAGCCUUCCUCCCGUCACUCCACUAACCCAUUUGAAGAUAUUCCCCUCAGCUCAGAUCUUCCACCUGUCGGUAAUCAAAGUCCACCUGAUCACCAAAAACCCAACCCACAGAACCCCUCUGCCAUGAUGUUCCUCAACCGCUCCACUAAAGUGUCUGCAGUCAAGCCCAGAUUGGCUCAAAAUUUGUCGUCCGAACCUGCUGACUGCCAAAGUUCCAGUCAGUUCGGUCCUUCCCCAGCUCACACUGAGUCUACCCACUCAAGUGCUCCUUCAGAGUCCCCUGAAACGUUCUCCGAUCUACUUUUAUCGUUGGCUUCAUCAGACAUAAACCAGGGCCAGUCAGGUUCUUCUCACAGCAGCACUGAGAAUUUGUCAUUGGUGGAUUCUGGAGGAUCUUCACCCAUCAUGGCAGAUCAGAAGAGAAAACCUCCUUCAUAUCCUAUUAAAAGAAACCAGAGUAAAGGAAAUCCAGGUCCCGUCAGAGAGAUCCAAAACCAUACGUAUGAAGAGGCAAAUGGGUCGCAGCAAGAAAACAAACCCUCUUUACCUCUUCCCGAUUAUGAGACACUUUACAUCAAAAAGAGACAUGGAGUGCAGGGGCAAAUUCGGUGGGACAACCUAAUCGCUGAAGUUAAUCAGAAACAUAAAGAGUACCCUCCUGAGCUUAUGGGUCCUGAAAUGAGUGUGGAUGGCCCAGCAGAGGCUGCUCCAAAUCCUAAGUUGUCUAUAUCUCAUGACUAUGCUGCUAUGAGGAAAUAUCAGAAGACCAAACCUGCAACAUCAAAAAAAGCACUAUUACCAACUCCCUCUAAACCAGCUGCCUCCCCAGUCCCUCAAACAGUUGUAGAUUCUGCCUCCAGUAACAGGACGUCAAGAGAUGGAGAAAAGAUGGCGCAAGUCAGCCUGAACAAAGAAGCACCAAUAGCCAAACCCAGACAACGAGUUGGCGGCACCGAGCCAAAAAAGCAAGAGAAAUCUGCUGUGAAGACCAGCGUGCAGACACCGUCCAGUUCAAGUGUGAGCAAUAAGGACCAGAAGGAACAGGAGAACUCUGCUCAGCCUGAUCAGUUUACAAGUACAGACCUUCUUUCCAAAGACUCAUUGACACAGCUGAGUCAUAACCAAGAAGCAGAUACUUUUACCAGCAAUCUACAAACGGAGCAGAAACCUGAACAUACCAAUUCUGAUAACAACUUAGCUCAAGAAAAAACAGCAGAUUCCUGGAAUGCCAGUAAAACUGACCACAAAAAAACAGAGGAUGAUUCAAAGCUGCUCAGUCCUGCUUUUCAAAGAAACAAUUCACAGAGAGGAAAGAAGAUGCUUCCAUCCAAAACUCCCUCUGAAAAUAAGACUGUGGUUCCUCAAGACGAGCCAGAAUCUAAAGAGGCCAGUCAAGCCUCUUCUGCAAGUACUGUAUCUGCCACGCUGCAGCCACGAACCGAUGUGAAAACACACGUCGGUUUGUAUGCAGGAGAGGAUCCAACCGCUGCUGAAUCUUUUCAUACACCUUCAUCUCUGGCUCCCUCAGGCUCCCUCCCGGUGGUUCUGGAGGAACCAGCGUCUCAGGCAGAAAACUGGUCUGGCGCGAAAACACUGUUGCGAGCUUGGGUGUCACCCUCCGAAGUUCAGCCUGUCAGUACUCAGAAUAGCAGUGGAGGUGGGCUAGCCUUGAAUGCACGCAGGCCUCAUCCUGUGAAGCCCCUGAACUCAGAGAGCCAGCAUCCCACCAGCAGCCCUGCUGUAAAAGAAAUAAAGAUUUGGGACACCACACCUGGAAAGACUAAGGGGGGAGACUCUGGUAGCGGUCCUUACAGUCAGCUGACACAAGAGGAGCUGAUAACGCUGGUGGUCAAACAGCAGACCGACCUGUCCAGGAAGAACGCCAAGAUCGAAGAGCUCGAGGUGUACAUCGACAACCUGCUGGUCCGAGUCAUCGAGGAGCAGCCCUCCAUCCUGCACGCCCUCAACGCUGCCAAGCCCGUGUGACAAAUGAAACCCGUCUUCAGGCCCUAAUCCCAUUUUUUGUGUUUGUAACUGAUUUCACACUGGACUCAAAGGGAUGAAUGUGUUGGAACAUUAUGCACUUUUUUAGUUUCAGAGGUAAAAAGGUUUGAAAGUAGGGGACAAUUAAAAUGUAUCUAAUUUAGCGACAAAUAAUAAGUUUAAAAACCUUUAAGCAAAUGAAUGUAUUUGUUUU